ACUCACCCCUUCUCUAACGUUUCCCUUUUCCAUUUUUACCCCUUCUCUUCUGAGGAGGGACAACAAAACAACAAGAACACAACACCCCAACCAGAAAAAAAAAAAAAAAAAACUCAUUCAAAGAUCCACACCCUCUUACCUUCUUAAUCUCCUCUUUCCCUCUAAUUAUUUUUUUAUCGCCAUGGGCACCGAAGUUCUGCGGCCACAGAACUGCUUAAUCGAACGGAUCAGGGUUCCGCCGGCGGCGAUUUCUCGCCGGAGGGCGUAUGGGAAUUAUGCUAACAACGGUUGUAAUUUCUACGCCGGCAGGACUUACCGGAAAGCCGCGACCCGACCCGAACAGAGGAAACGGGUUCCGGACAGAAAACCGAGCUCCGAUGAUUCGAGGGUGGCGAGGGAUAGCGGGUUGGUGAUGGAGAAGGUUACGAUUCUUCGGAGAGGGGAAUCGCUCGACUCGAAGAUAAAGAGCGAGGCGUUGAAGAGGGAGGGUGAUGAUUUGGUGGUCAUUGGAACCCAUAGGCUCGGACCCGACCCGGAAAUGGUACCCAAGCAGAUUCGGAUCGUGAAUCUGAAGCACGGUUGCGACGUUUACGCCGGAUCGGCGUUCGCGAUGUCACCGUCGCCGAGCGCGCUUCCGUUACCGUCUUUUUGGAAGAAGCAGUCGGCGGCGGCGGUUGAUGACUCAGCCACGCGGGAUCUGAGGCGCUUGCUUCGGCUCGAAUGAGCCGCGACGGGUUUAAUUUCCGGGUUUCGGGUCGGGUUAGACCCGACGGCUGUGGAUGUUUUUCCCCUCGUCUCUCCCUCCUCUUUAAUCUAGAAUCUUCUUUUUCUUUUUCUCCGUUGCGCCUCUCCUAUUUUCUAGAUCUGACCCGACCGUGAUUUUUUUAAACGGAAGGGUGGGCCUGAAAUUGAGGAAAAUGUUUGGGGCGAAAAUGUUAAUAAAAGAAGUUUGGAGUAGCGCAUGUAAGAUUGUAUGAUCUUGUGGUCGUGGUGGAGGUUGUUAAGGGUAAGACUAGGUUGUAAUAUCAGGUUAGAAUGGAAAAUAAAUAAAUUUCUAAAAGAGGAAAUAUAUAUUGGAGGAAGAUGGGGGGUUCAUUUGUAAAAUCCGGAAGUGUAUGGGUUGAGUUUAUGGAUUCUGCUCUGUUGUGAAUUCACCAGCGUCUUGUAGGUUUGUACCCUUUUGUACUGUAAAGUAAAAAAAUUAAAUAGGGAAAUUUGAGCAGAUUCAUAUUUUCUUAGUCGUUGUUUCAGAAUUUUUUUCUAGUUUUCAUUUUGUUU
Abrus precatorius (Indian licorice) is the source of this 1278-nucleotide messenger RNA. RefSeq lists its product as uncharacterized. Bases 182 to 724 code for a protein of 180 amino acids. The record is from RefSeq and is a predicted model, not a curated record. The transcript has a single exon. Lineage: Eukaryota; Viridiplantae; Streptophyta; Magnoliopsida; Fabales; Fabaceae.